Messenger RNA from Macrosteles quadrilineatus (aster leafhopper), 8202 nucleotides. Its product is annotated as receptor-type guanylate cyclase Gyc76C-like. The record is from RefSeq and is a predicted model, not a curated record. NCBI's taxonomy places the organism in Eukaryota, Metazoa, Arthropoda, Insecta, Hemiptera, Cicadellidae. Bases 662 to 4606 code for a protein of 1314 amino acids. The transcript is spliced from 29 exons. Gene Ontology annotation, molecular function: ATP binding; guanylate cyclase activity; protein kinase activity. Gene Ontology annotation, biological process: receptor guanylyl cyclase signaling pathway; cGMP biosynthetic process; intracellular signal transduction.
GGUAGUGGGUGAUGGUUGUAGUGUUGUUUGAAACUUUGUGAACUUAAAACUUGUCGGGUACGCAGUAGUAUUUAUCGGUCUUAAGUAUUUUGUGCUAUUCGAAGAAAAUAGGUGCCGUUAACUGUGAGUCAAAAUAGUCCAUUCUAAUUUAUUUGAAGUCAUCGGGAUUCAAAUUUAACCUCUCCACCACAGGUCGGGGUUUUAGUUCUGUCGCUGGUGACUUGGAACAGCCUUGAAUAAAUUUCCACAACAACAUGAGCUAUACAGACGACGAGACAAGUCAGUGUUUGUGACGUAACAAAAUCUAAAAAUAACUCACAGCAUUUGACCUCAGCGGUUUGACUCUUUACACAUUAGUGUCAUAGUGGCCCAUCUGUGGUUUUAAAAGUUUAGACCUGUCAAUAUUUUGUUAUUUUAUUAUUUUACAAAGUGUGAUGCGGAGCAACUUUAACGGAUAAGUCGAAGUGCGGGGUUUGUUUGGCGAUAAUCCUGGAUUCCUGUGUAAAUUGAUAAAGAAAAAAUAAAUUUACAAUCUUCUCAAGGUCUGAUUGGAGUCUUCAAACAUCUAAUGAUAGCUGCUUGCUGUGAGAGCCACGGUGGACCCGCUAUGGCAUUUAACCCCCUCGUCCACAGGUGAGGUGGAGGGGACGGCCGGCUGGCCAUGCAGGCCGGGCCUCUAACACUCUUCGUCCACUUGCUGUUGUUGACCUCCGCGUGUGUGGCGUCGCACACGACAGUCACACUCGCAGUCGCACCCUCUACCACCGCCGCAUCGACCACAGUCGCGCCACCGACGCCCCCGCCACACAUCAACAAGAACCUAACCAUUGGCUACCUGACGGCGAUCAGAGGUGACUUGCGCGACCGACAGGGCCUCCUAGUCUCCGGCGCCAUACAGAUGGCUGUGGACAAGGUGAACUCCGACCCGUCGCUGCUGCCCAACGUGACUCUGGUACUCAAAUGGCAAGACAUGCGCGGUGACACGGUGAUCAGCACACGCCUCAUCACCGAGAUGAUCUGCGAGGGUAUCUACGCGUUUUUCGGCCCCGAGGGCUCGUGCUACGUCGAAGCCAUCGUCUCCCAAUCUCGCAACAUUCCCAUGCUCAGCUAUAAAUGUUCGGACCAUCGUGCGUCGGCCGUGCCAACAUUUGUCAGGACAGAACCUCCAGAUACUCAGGUGACCAAAUCAGUGAUAGCAUUGUUGAAGUACUACGAUUGGAAGAAGUUUUGUAUCAUAUGGGAAGAUGAUUGGGAGAUAGUGGCGGAGUCAUUGCACAAAGAAGCCAACCAGGCCAACAUGACAGUGACUUGUGUGCGUCCCAUCCAGAGCAGUGCCAAGUGUUGUAGAGAUCUCCUGCCCUGCUGUACCAGUGGAUUCUGGUACAACAUGCUCAUAGAAACCAGAAACCUCACUAGAAUUUACGUGUUCUUUGGCCAGUCCAAGACUCUUGUGGACAUGAUGGAGAACAUGGAUGCGCUGCAACUUUUUGACAACGGAGAGUACAUGGUGAUAUUUGUGGAUCUCACGACUUACUCAAUCAAAGAAGCCUCCAAAUACUUCUGGAGGAUAGAGAAUCCCAAAUCCGGGAAGACACUGGUGAGUUGUAGCGAAGAAAUGAACUACCUGCGUAGAGCUCAGUCGCUGCUGGUCGUAGUUCCGUCCCCUCCGGCUGAAACGUACGAGGAGUUUUCAGAUAAAGUCCGAGAAUACAACGCUCAACCUCCGUUCAACUUCCCUACACCUCCUGUGUUCACCACUAGUGAUAUGUCCAAGUUCAUCUCCGUAACAGCCGCCAACCUGUAUGACGCAGUGUUGUUGUAUGCUCGUGCCUUAGACAAGCUGUUGAAGGAAGAACCUGUACUAAAUGAGACAGUCGUCGAACAAGUUGCCACUAACGGAACUAGAAUCAUCGAGACCAUCAUUAAAAACAGAACGUACGAGAGUAUAACAGGUGCAACAAACAAGCUAGACUUGAAUGGUGAUUCGGAAGGCAAUUUCUCAGUGGUCGCAUUCAAGAAGUUUUAUCACUACAUCAAGAUGCCCACUUAUAACUUCACUUGCGACUACAACUUCAUCCCGGUCGGCCAGUUCUUCCAAGGAGAUACGCUUCCAGAGUAUAAGCUCAACUCCCCGAGUCUCCAGCCGGACUGGGUCGGUGGUCGCAAGCCUGACGACGAGCCGAGCUGCGGUUUCCACAACGAACUGUGCGCCAAAGAUGACUCCCAGGAGAGUGGUGUUAUCAUAGCAAUGGCGUUGGGUAUCCUCCUCUUCUGUUCGAGCGUCUUUACUCUCAGCAUGUACCGCAAGUGGAGAAUCGAGCAGGAAAUCGAAGGUCUCCUCUGGAAAAUCGACCUGGCCGAUCUACUUAGUUACUAUAACAACGAUAUUGUCUCGUCACCCAGUAAGACGUCUUUAGUGAGCGCAACGUCAAUAGAGUCGAGAUGUGGAGGUCAGGUUUUCGCAGCCACUGGACAAUACCGAGGUGUCGUCGUGAGGAUAAAAGAGCUCAAGUUCUCCAAGAAGAAGGACAUCACGCGUGAAACGAUGAAGGAAAUGCGACGCCUACGAGAGAUUAGGCACGAUAAUAUUAACUCUUUCAUUGGAGCGUCAGUGGAGCCUAUGAGGAUACUGAUCAUAACCGAUUACUGCGCUAAGGGUAGUCUGUAUGAUAUUGUAGAAAACGAAGAUAUCAAGUUGGACAAAAUGUUCAUCGCUUCUCUAGUCAAUGAUCUCAUUAAGGGUAUGCUGUACCUACACACGUCUGCCAAUAUGCCACACGGUAACCUCAAAUCCAGCAACUGCGUGGUGACCAGCCGCUGGGUCCUACAAGUCACGGACUUCGGCCUGCACGAGAUGCGACAGUGUGCCGAGAACGACAGCAUCGGAGAGCACCAGUAUUACCGCAAUCUGUUAUGGAAGGCACCCGAGCUCUUGAGAGAUCCUCAUGCCCCAGUGGACGGAACUCUCAAAGGAGACGUCUACGCCUUCGCAAUCAUCAUGCAUGAAAUCAUCGGCAGGAGGGGACCCUUUGGCGCUUGUGGCUUCGAUGAACCUUCAGAGAUCAUCAAGAUGGUGCGCCAGGUGCCGGGCCCGGGUGAAGCUCCGUUCAGACCUAACCUAGAACAGCUGCGAGACAGUGAGGCUGGACAGGACUAUGUGCUGGCUGUCAUACAGGAAUGUUGGGCAGAACAGCCAGAACUGAGGCCAGACUUCCGCACGAUAAGAGCGUCUCUCAAGAACAUGCGGGAAGGCAAACAGAAGAACAUUAUGGAUCAGAUGAUGGACAUGAUGGAGAAGUACGCCAACAAUUUGGAGGACCUCGUCAACCAGAGAACACUAGAGGUGUACGAGGAGAAGCGGAAAACGGAGGAUUUGCUGCAUCGGAUGUUACCUGCGCCUGUGGCAGCAAGACUAACGCGAGGAUUUGGUGUGGAACCGGAGUCAUUUGACCUUGUUACCAUCUACUUUAGUGAUAUCGUAGGCUUCACACAAAUGUCCGCUGAAAGCACACCUCUGCAGGUGGUAAACUUCUUGAACGACCUGUACACAUUGUUUGACAGAAUCAUCAAAGGUUACGACGUCUACAAAGUAGAGACUAUCGGAGACGCUUACAUGGUCGUUUCAGGGCUGCCUAUCCGCAACGGAGACAAGCACGUCGGGGAGAUCGCCUCCAUGUCACUGGAUCUACUAGAGGCUGUCAAGAACUAUCAGAUUGCUCAUCGGCCCCACGACACCUUGCAGCUGCGGAUAGGAGUACACACUGGUCCGGUGGUUGCUGGUGUGGUGGGGCUGACGAUGCCGAGGUAUUGUCUGUUUGGCGACACCGUCAACACUGCCUCGCGUAUGGAGAGCAACGGACUACCUCUGAAAAUACACAUCAGCCCUCAGUGUAGACAGGCCUUGAUCAAGAUUGGAGGAUACACCAUGGAGGAGCGGGGGGUGGUUCAUAUGAAGGGGAAGGGGGAUGUGUUAACCUAUUGGCUGACAGGAGUGACUGAGGGAGCUAUCAGACGACGAGAGACUGAGUCGGUGACAAUCAUCUACCCAAAUGAUAUCAUCCAAGAGUCAAACGCAGCUCUGGUUAACGUCGACGAGCUGCCUCCUCUCUUCUGCCGACCUCAUCGCAGUCCCAAACAGAUGGGAGAGGAUCGUCGGUUAGAGCGGCGCCAGUCCUCGGUGCCGAGGGGCAACUCUGAGGACCGAGGGGUGCCCAACAACUUUCCCGGACCCCUGCGCCGCUUGGUGCGAGAGUCUCACUCUCUAGACCCCUUUCCUGACAAACGGCUGGAGAAGAUCGGAACUGUCAAACGCAGCUUGCUCUCGUUACAGGAAAACAACCUGAUGACCUGUAACGGGCCCAAUGGAGAGCGAGUGGUUGGCAACGGAGGUCUAGUGUGCGAUCCUCUUCUGGACCACAAGCGAUGGCACUCAUUGGAGGACAUGCCACUUGACAACGUCUCCGCCUCCAAGAAGAUCAUCACUCGCUCGUCCAUCCGCUCGUGGCUGUUCGGACUGUUCAACAACAACGGGUGUCGCAGUGACUUGAACCUCCGCAAGAACUGUACCUACACGGAGAUGCAGGCGGAGAAGGAGAGUAUUGUAUGACCCGGGGAGCUACACAUGUAGUGGGUCAUUGUCUAGUCGGAAAUGUAUGUAGAGUUUGUCAAGCUAAGCAACGGUUGAGUCUCAAUAAUUCGACCUAAAACCGGUAUCAGAAAAUACUAAAAGCUGGAUACACAUUGAAAUGAAAAAAAUUUCUACGUUGUAAAACCGAUUUGAGGUUUUAAUUUUAUCUUUCGCUAACUACUAACUAUUCCUACACAGAAACAUAAAAUACAAGGUGUCCCAAAAAAAAUUUUUUUUUUAAAUUGCAAUUCAUCUUUUUAAUGUUAUAGGAAAAUAGUUUAAGUUCUCGUUUUAAUUCUUAUCUCUAAAUCCAACAGUUUUUGAGAUACCAAUGGUGGCACAGUUGGGUUGUUCACCUUGUAUACAGGGUUGUCAAUCAUAUAUAAUUGUGUUGUGCAGUACGCCAAAACAAUAAGAAAGUACAGUCAAGCACAGUUCUCUAAAGCAUGGUGCUCAUUUCCCGAAUACAUUCAGGAGCAAGGAAAGGAAUCGUUUUGACACUCUCCCGAUUGUGUACCUUACCACUAAAAAAAACAUGUGAUUUCACAGUCUUUAAUCGUCCACAGGUAUAAAGAAGGUCGUAUAACCGAAGUCGCUUAAUUGAGACUCUACUGUCAAAAGAAAAUUUAUCAGGAGUAAAUUGUUUUAUAACCGAGACAGUAGAAAUAUUGAAGAAUUUAAAUGCAGAUGUAGAAUAGUGGAGCGAGGUAUGUCCACAAUGAUCAGAAAUUUAAUUUGAGAUGUAAUAAACUCUCAAUUCAGGAUUGGCCAAUUUGAUUUAAAAAAAUCAAAUUUAUCUUAGGCCUACAUAAAUAUGUCUAAAUCAUAGUUUCUUUUAGUUUUUUUCUUGUUUUGUUCACCAAAAUAUAUGAUUUAUGGUGAAAUGAUAAUCGGGGAUUGCAUAAGCGCUUAGGGUGAAAUUUGUUUAAUUUCAUCUGUGUGUUUCUUGAGUGCUGUUUUUGUGGUUGAUUUUUUAUGCAAACAAGUCUUGCUUUUAACCAAACAACUUUGCUCAUUUUCACUCAUUUAUUGAGCAGUUGGUGUUUUAAUUAGUACAGUACAUGCUUUGAAGGAAAACAAAAUAUUUAUAUAUUGGUUCAAUGUUCGAUCAGCAUAAAAUAUUUUUUCAUAUACAGUAGACUCUCGCCCAUCCGGACUAAUGUGGCGGACGUCCGGUACGGUGCGAAAAAUCCGGACUAUCGAGAGACGAGCAAAUACAGUACUGUAUAUAGCCGUUAUUUCAAUUUUGUUCCAGGUCCACAGUAUUGAUAGCUGGGGAAAUGCAGUUCCACCGGUAAUAAGUUUUACUGUCGUGUUAUCCCAGUUUUUGAUUAUCCGAGGUAGUCUCGGUCCCGUUUAGCUCAGAUAAUCGGACUACUACUGUACUGUGCCGCAAAAAAAAUCACGAUUGCCGAUCCGGACUAGCGAAAGUAAGGACAAGGCUGAUCCGGAUGAGCGUGAGUCUACUGUAUUUGAAUUUGUACUAAAUUUUUGUAUGUAGAUAACAGUUUGUUCUGUUAGUGUGUAGAUAAUAGAUUCAGGUACAACUAAUUCUAUAAAUUUACUAAUAAUAUUUUUAAGUAAUCUACAAAAAAGAGGAACAUUUGAAUUUUGAGGAUAACAAUAUUUUUGGGUAUCAAUCAAGUAAAACUGUAAUACUACUGAGAAAGAUCUUGUAAAGAUUGUGAGUGUUUGGUGCUUUAUGGAUUUGUACGUCGCGGGACUGAUAUAAGUCAGUCGCCAGCAAUUGUGAUAUCUUGAGCCUAGUGUUAAGUUUUGUCAAUUUUUGGAAUGGUGCGAUCGCUUUUCAGAGGCCUUAUUUUUCAAUAUAGUCAAUGAAUGCAUGAACUGUAAGGUCUGUAAAACCCCAUUUUUUAUAACGGUGAGAUUUUACACUGGUUUUACAAUCAUUUAAUGGUCUCAUUUACUUAUAAAAUAAUGAUUGUAAAUGUACAAAACCAUCAUUGUUUUCUUUUUGUAUCUUUUCCUUCUACUUUCAAGGAUUAUUAUCUAAUAAAAUUUAGAACUUAGUUCGGUCACUAAGCACUAAAUAAAGUAUACAACACUUAAACAACCAGUUUUGACCUUACUGUUUAUGUUUUCAUUGCUUUUGUCGAAGUUUUGUAAAAUGUUCACUAUAUCAAGUGCCUGUUUGGACUAUACAAUCUUAAAACUGUAUUACGUUAUACAAAUGUAAUAUUGUAUUUAUUUUUUAGUUCAAAGUAAGCAUUGUAAAAAUUUAUGUUGUGAUACAUGUAAAGUAUGAUUGUUUAUAUUUUGUUGUGAUUGGUCUAAAAUUAUUCUAAAAUGUUAUGUCGAUAUUGUGAUUCUAUAUCUUCUCUUUGUUAUUUGUACAAUUUAUAUUUCAAUUUUGUUAUUUUUUAUGGAUAAUACAUUUAUCUUUAUUUUUCUUGUUGCUUGUACUUCUGAUUACCUUUUUAACAAUGUCGGUGCUAUAUAGUUAGAAUUUUCCCCUUUAUCGCUAUAUUUUGCGGAUAGUAACAUCUUUGUACUUUAACGAUUCAGUUAUCUAUUAUUUUUUCAUGUUUUUAAUAGUUUCAACUAAACAAAUACCGUAUCAACGUUAAAAAGCUAUGAACGUUUAUACUCUUUUCUUUUCAUUUAGUUUUUUCCCAAAAUUUGUUUAGUGUACUUUACUCUAAAAUAACUUUCCUUUUGUGUUCCCUUGAAUGUAGUUGAAAAUAUGAGAGGGCUUCAGCAUAUCAGUGGUGCCUAGUGUCAAUUAUUUGUUCAUUGUUAUUUUGGAUUUGAAGGUAACCUUAAAAGUUCUGUAGUUUAAAUUAAAUAAAUGUUGGAACAAAAUAUUUCUUGUAAAAAAGCCCCCACAAACUGGAAUAUUAACCUUCAAUGGUUUUCUUACAUUUCUCUCUGGGAUUAAACGUUUUCUCACCUUUUACAAUAUUUUAAAUUUAAUUUUAUAUUUCCCCCUUAAACCUGGAUGCUAAGUAUAAUAGACUGUUAUAUAUCCUAAGUGUCUCAAAAAGUGAAAGCCGAUCAUGUGCAAUUGUACUGAUAAUAUAUUUUUAUAUUAAUCAUUUCAACACAAGUUGCUGUUUUCUCGACUGCUAGAGUCGAGAGAACUAAUUUUGCUACAAAGUCGUUUGCAUUCCCUUUCAAAUACAGGUACGAUAGUUAACCCCCAAGUUAUUUAAAUAACCGACUUUGGGGAUUUUGUGAUAAAAGUAGUGUAAGUCAUGUAAAUAUUUAGUUGUCGAUAGUUUUUGUAAGUUUUAGUUUAUUUACAAUUACGUUGCCAUAUUGUUAUUUUAGUCUCGAUUUUAUAAUUUAUUGUUUUCUCUUGUCGUUUUCGCCAUGAAAAUAUAGGGUGGUAAAUUUUGUGGCCAUAUAAGUUUAUGUAUUAACUGUACAGUUAUCCUUACUGUUGUAUAUAUACCCACGUUAUUAUAAGUGUCUAUUUGUUAAUGUUGUUGUUUGUAUUUUAUAAAAUAUUACAGUUGAAAAUUGCUGGAUACUCUGAUGAUGUUAAAAGUUUAUAAAUUGCUGUGUAUAAUUUCAAGUUAUAAAUGUAAAUAAAUUAUGCCACUGUGAAUUUC